UUGAGUUGUUAUAGCCUUUUUUGGUUAGGUUUUUGCUCUCGCGCCCAAUCCGCGCCAAAUUUCAAAUUCUCUUUAGGUCGGUUUGUGCCCUAUAAAUAGUUCCCAACUUUGCUUCUUCUCCUAACCGAUCCCCUUUCACCCCGUCUUCUAAACGAUGACCACAUCUGAGAGAAGCAUGAACCGGCCCGUCGGAAUCAAGCUGGAUCCGUCCAAGAAGCCGGUGUACCUCACCAAAUCACAGAGAGAGCAGUUAGCCCUCCAUGACGAGAUCGCCGAUCAGAAACGCGGCCACGAACAUCUUCAGGUUAAGUACAACCGCCCUUCCUCCGAUAACCACUGUAGCGAAAAGAACCGAAAAAGAGAGAGAGACAGGAACAGUGACAGAGAUAGAGAGAAGGAAUUAAAUCGAGUUAGAUUGGAGAAUCCGGCAGAGAAGGAACUUGAAGCUAUUCAUGAGCAAUAUUUGGGAUCUAAGAAACCCAAGAAACGGGUGAUUACAUCCUGUGCAAAACUCCGAUCAUCUUUCGACUGGGAGAACUCUGAAGACACUUCUCGUGACGUGAACCUUCUUUAUCUAAACCCUCACGAAGCCCGUCCACACUUUGGUCGCGGAUUCUUUGGUGGAAUCGAUCGAAGGGAGCAGAAGAAGCUUGCCAUCAAGAAUGAGAGGAAGAUACAGGAGGAGAUUUGGAAGAAGGGAGGCGUUGAGGCGACUGCAGUAGAAGCAGCUGCCUUGAAGAAGAAGGAACAAAUUGCUGAUUUGUAUGACACUUUUGACAUGAGGGUUGAUCGCCACUGGACAGAUAAGAAGCUGGAGGAAAUGACAGAGAGAGAUUGGAGGAUAUUUAGGGAGGAUUACAACAUAUCCUAUAAGGGGUCGAGGAUACCCCGUCCCAUGAGGAAUUGGGCUGAGAGCGCCUUAACUACAGAUUUGCUUAAGGCGGUUGAGAGGGCUGGCUACAGGAAGCCCUCUCCGAUUCAAAUGGCUUCCAUUCCGCUUGGACUUCAACAACGUGACGUGAUUGGGGUUGCAGAAACUGGUUCAGGUAAAACUGCUGCUUUUGUUCUCCCUUUGUUGAAUUAUAUCACUAGGCUUCCUCCAUUGAGUGAAGAGAAUGAGGCAGAGGGGCCAUAUGCGGUUGUAAUGGCACCCACACGAGAACUAGCUCAACAGAUUGAGGAUGAGAUCGUCAAGUUUGCACACUAUUUGGGUAUCAAAGUUGUUUCUAUUGUUGGUGGGCAGUCCAUAGAAGAGCAAGGUUUUAGGAUUAGGCAAGGAUGUGAAGUUGUGAUUGCGACCCCUGGGCGACUUCUCGAUUGCUUGGAGAGACGUUAUUGUGUUCUGAACCAGUGUAAUUAUGUUGUUCUCGAUGAGGCUGACCGGAUGAUUGAUAUGGGUUUUGGACCUCAAGUUGUUGGUGUACUGGAUGCAAUGCCUUCAAGUAAUAUGAAACCAAAGAAUGAGGAUGAAAAGCUUGAUGAGAAUAAGAUUUAUCGUACCACUUAUAUGUUCAGUGCUACCAUGCCACCUGCCGUAGAGCGGCUGGCUAGAAAUUACCUAAGAAAUCCUGUUGUCGUGACUAUUGGCACUGCUGGAAAGGCUACUGACCUCAUUACUCAGCAUGUCUUCAUGGUAAAGGAAUCUGAGAAAAUGUUUAAGCUGCAGAGGUUUCUGGAUGAGCUUGGAGAUAAGACUGCUAUUGUGUUCAUCAACUCUAGAAAGCGGGUUGACACGGUCGCCAAGCAUCUGGAUAAAGCUGGCUAUAGGGUAACCACACUGCAUGGUGGGAAAUCACAGGAGCAGAGGGAAAUCAGCCUUGAAGGAUUUAGGACGAAGAAGUAUAAUGUGUUAGUUGCUAGUGAUGUUGCCGGUCGUGGAAUUGAUAUACCUGAUGUGGCCCAUGUGAUUAACUAUGAUAUACCAAACAAACUUGAAGCAUACACCCAUCGUAUUGGACGUACAGGUCGUGCAGGAAAGACAGGUGUAGCCACAACGUUUUUGACCUUGCAGGAUACUGAAGUCUUUUAUGAUCUUAAGCAAAUGCUCAUCCAAAGCGACAGUCCUGUUCCCCCCGAACUUGCUAGGCACGAAGCUUCAAAGCUCAAGCCGGGAAGUAUUCCUGGCAGACCACCUAGGCGGAACGAUAUUGUUUUUACUCAUUAAAGUUGGAACUCAUGCAUAUUCAAUCACAGUGGUCGAGAGUAAAGAGUUUAUAUAAUGGUAUCUGUGAAAGAGAUGGAGUUGGUAGAUACGGUGAAUGACUCCUACAUAGUGCAGUGGUACUAUGUGCUUACUUAUGAUUGUGAUUAUAUGACAACAACAUAACCACUCUAAACCUAUAAGUGGGGUCUGGGGAGGGUAGUGUGUAUGUAGCCCUUACCCCUACCCUGGAAGGUAGCUGUUUCCAAUGGACCCUCGGCUCAAGGAAAAUUGAUUGUGAUUAUAUGAUGCUGAGAUUUCAAUGUGCUGGUAAAAGAAUUCUUUACCUAGUGUUCUCCUAACCUUUUUACUUAAAAAAAUGAACAGAUCAAUGGUAGUAUAGUGCAGUAUGCCAUGGCACUCCAUCGGGGGUCGAGGGGUUGGUUUGCAGAACCUUCAUAUGUCUUACCCCUUAGUAACAGUCAACGGGACUACGCAUGACAUUCAGCUUGAGGUUUCAUGCAUUGAAGGUGUGGAUAUAGUUACAUGAGAUUUGCAUACAUUGCUCACUUACACUUAGUUAUGUUUAGAUUAUGACAGAUGGCUCACUUGAUGGUGAAGCAUAUCAAGAGUUAGAUAAUGAUCUUUUUAGGUGAAAACAAUCUGAGGCCCGUUGUACCAUUGAUACUUGUAGAGUUGAUCAAACUAUCACUAUGUAAAUGAAGUUCAUGAGGCUCUUGAUUGAUUGCAGGACAUACUUUAGUGUUUUGGCCCAACUUCCAAAUGAUUUAUAGUUUUCAGCUUAUUUCAUUCUAUCAGUAAAACAACAAGGCCCUUGAGUACCUUGUAAAGAUGGAAAAUGACUUACAAAUCAUCAGCAAUCUGAUGGAGGAGGAGUACUAUGAGUGCAUCAGGUGUACAUGCAGCUUUCCGGUAAUAAUCAAAGAGAGGGAUGCACCACCAAUUACUCUGCGUGAGAGAGAAUAGGCAUCCUUUUUAGUAGUCAUCUUGGUGUCACUAUUGCUAAUGGGCUAAUGCACCAUAAGCAAACUACUUGCUUAACUGGACAGAACCUGGGGAUGCAUUGGAUAAUAUUAGCAUGAGAAAUGUGGUUUUAAAUGCUUGAUUUAGUUUUAUGGUGGAAGAAGUAGAUGUUUGCACAUAUAAAAGUCAACUUCUACUUCCGUAUAACAUAUUUUGUGAAAUGCAGGUAAAAUCAACAUAUUGUAUUUCAUGUAUCAUCAAAGUGUCUUCUCACUGGAAAGAAAGAUGAUGAGACAUUGGGUUAAUUUCUUGUGUGUGAUUAUGCAGCAAAGCUUGAAGCUUGGGACUGAUAUCCUGUAGAUAAUAAGCAAUUGAACAGGCAUGAACUUCUUUAGUUCCUCAGAGUUAUCCUAAAUACUUUUUAAUAACAAUACAUUUAUACUUUAGUAAUGAAACAUUUUUCGUUCCUUGCUUCCAUCUCUUUUGCACUAUUUCUGUCUAUCUUUAUGUAUGCCAACAUUCUGUCACCCACCAUUUGUGUAUAUAUGAUUGUUAGCUAGGCUGGCCUUUGCUCUUCUAUUGGGAAUUUGUGGUGGUGGAGGUGUUUGCUGUAAACAAAUAUUGGAUAACCUUUGUUAGUUUGCUUAUGUGAAUCAUGUUUGUGAUUCUCUUAUCUGUUUUAUAUCCUCCCUUGUCACUAGCAUGGUUUUGGUUUUGCUUUCCUUCAGGUUUCCACUGGGAUGUUUAUAUUGGCCGUUGGAAGAGGUACUCUUUUGUUUAUUAUUUUGUUCUAAAAGAAUGAAACAACAUGGUUGGAUUAAAUAACAUGCUCUGGCAAUCUAAAUAAUAGUGUCAUAGGUUGCUUUACUUUCUUUUACUUUGAUGAAUAUACAAAAAAUGAUAAAUCUCUCUGCCAUAGAACUUUUAAGAUUCCGUAAUAGAUUUUAUUAUCUACUACAAAAACUAAAGGCAAUCAGGGUGGAAAUGCAUCUGCUUGAGAGGAACUCUUCUUUUGCUUCACUAAAAGCAAAUUAUGUUUGGUUCUGACUUGUGAUUAAUAGAUCUAUUAGCUGAUUCAGCAUAAUAUUUAGGCCCUUGUUCUGAAAAGUCGAAGAUAUGCCUUCUAUUUACUAUGUCCUGGAACGCAUUGUUCUUUUCUAGUCGUGAUAGAAUGAUAUAUCUGCUGUAGAAUUGUUUCUAACUCUAUAAAAUUCAUAAACUUUUGUUUUUGUUAGUUAAUCUUUCUCAAGUUCAACUUUGGAAACAGAUUUAAACACUGUAUCCUCACUCACCAUCAUGUGAGAAUUCAGCAUUCUCGCUGAGAGCAUUUUAGCAUGACAAUUCUUAGUGUUGCAAUAAUUGAUCAAACUUUGUGUGAGAAUACAGCCCAUUUCUAUUGCGCAGCUGUACAUAGAGGGAGGAGGUACUCCUUUAUUCUUCUGUAUUACUUUUUGGUGUGACAUGAUAAAUACUACAUUUUAGUUGCAUAUACUACUGUUCUUUUCUCCGUUAUUUUCUUUUCAUACCUGUUUUGAUAUGUUUUAAUUGAACCAAGGUCUAUCGAAAACAGUCUUUCUAUCUCAAGUCCUCUAGAGGUAGGGUAACGUUGCAUACACCCCACCCUCUCUAGACCCCACUUGUGGGGUUUUACUAGGUACGUUGUUGUUGUAUCCACUUCAUCAUUUGCUUUGAAGUUAGAUGUUCUCCAGGAAAUAAUUUUAUUUGGACCUGCUACUGUUUUCAAGAAACAGAAGAACUUGUGUAAUGCUUUUAUACUUUAUGUAAAAUGUGCAUCAAUCUUUUUUGUUACAGCUAACAUGAAAUGUCAUCUUGAUGUUUAGAUCAUUGGAAAGAAUAAGACGUCUGAGAAGGAAUGCCGUAAAAAGGCUUCUUCAAUUUAAUCUGGGAUAGGAGUAAACUAUGAAAACAAGCAACGAAGUAGAAAAGAGAACAUGCAUUUUCAAUAUAAUACAAAAAUCCCUCCUCUCAAAAAAAAAAUCAAACGUCUGGAUACAUUACUCUCCAUUCCAAACCCUCUUUCCCCGUCCUAUUUUCACUCCUUCAAUUUCUCUCUAUUUUCACUCCCAUAAUUUAAUCGGUCAUCCCCCAUCCUAAAAUUUGAAUUUCAAAAGAUUUCUCUCUCUAGUCAAAAUUGUCAAUAGGUAGUUAUUGUCUUCUCCAUUUUGUUCGUUUUUUUCAUCAAUUUUCUCAUACAUAUGGAUGCUCCUUCGUUUAGUAUUAGGAUUAUUCAAUUAAAUACAUCUAACACUGAUCAAAUUUGUGAUAUUGAUGAUCAUAAAUGGGGUGAAAAUAGAUCUAAAAGCUUGCAUGAUUCAUUUACAACGACAAAUCAAAAUUUCGAGAAAGCAAAAUCAAAGAAGAAUGUAUUUUCAUUGUCUAAAGCGGAUGUGGAAAUCCACCCAAGAGAAGGGGUAAAAAAGUUGCUCAUGUAAUUUCUCGACGUACAUUACCCAGGGUAUCUGUUUCCUAACUUAUGCUUUUUUUUUUUUUUUGAUAAACCCAUUGUUAGUUGCUUUAAAAAAGUCUCAUACAUUGUUGUUUAAAUUGAUAUCAUAUUACUAUGCAUCUUGAUUUAAAUGUAUUAGGUUGAUACGUAAAACCCUAGUUUCGUUCUCUUUGUGUUAUGAAUGUAUCAGAUUAGAAAGUUCAAAUUGUAUGAUUAAAUUUAAUAUGAAGUAUAUUGUAUCGCAUUGUAACAUGAUGUAUACCUGAUACAUUAAAUAUCACAUAAUGAGUAUAUGAUGUUAUACUUAGUAUCAUAUACAGAAUUUUGACAA
Molecule: messenger RNA, 5922 nt
Organism: Solanum pennellii
Lineage: Eukaryota; Viridiplantae; Streptophyta; Magnoliopsida; Solanales; Solanaceae
Product: DEAD-box ATP-dependent RNA helicase 21-like
Exons: 2
Coding region: 155-2164 (669 amino acids)
Biological process (GO): mRNA splicing, via spliceosome
Cellular component (GO): catalytic step 2 spliceosome
Molecular function (GO): RNA helicase activity; ATP binding; RNA binding
Source: RefSeq, a predicted model, not a curated record